GGGAUUGCACUUUCUGAGUAGAGUUAGGAGUUCGGUUAGGGGGGGUUAUAAUUUAAUUUUACGUGGUCGGUGACAUGGUUGGAUUUGACUAUUUGACUGCAGAAGGGGAAAAACUCGAUCUGACAGUUUGUGUCACCUGCAUUAAUGUCUUCAGUUGCGGGGGAACCCAUUAAGAUGAGAGUGAGGACCCAAUUUCCAACUUUCAGCAUACCAGUCUCCGAGGCAUGCACAACCUCUCUUCGUGUUUUGCAAGGCCUGACAUAACCUUCAUCAUCCACUGUUUCGCGAGGGAAUCGUGCCUACAUGAGUUCGUCCUGUAUGCAGUCACUAGCUACCGUCCAUACCGCGCAGCUAGAGUACCGCCGGGAGUGCCUUCGAAAGGAUCAGCCUGCUUGAUAAACCCUAGAGUUUUGUCCUUUGUUUUUAGGAAUAUUUGGAAUUAUACUCGGUGCUUUAGAUCUGGCCAAUCAUACUCAGGAGAGGACGCGGUCAAGUUUUGCUCCCGCAACCAAGUUUGUCUUGAGUAGCCAAAAGAUUAUACCAGACUUGAAUAGAUUUGAGGUGUCGAAUGUCUCUGGAAGUGGUUUCUCGCCUGAGUUGAGAUCGAUGCUUGUGCGAGAGACACUUGCUUGGUGACGCCCAUCUUGGAGAUUCAACAGUCAUUCCUGGGUCCCAAUACGAUCGAUUCUCCUCAAACAGCCCCUUCUCUCACUUCGUCCUCACAGUUCAUGCUUUAUGAGUACUUCUUUUCUAGCUCAUAAACCCUAAUGUGCUUCCGCGGCAUGGUCACUCAAGUCUUCAGAGUGGUCCAGAGAAGUUCGAAAGUAGUGUUCAGCAAUCUAUGACAGCUCGAGCGGCUCCUCAUGUUUCGAGUGGAUUUCCAACACAGAAUCUUCAGUACCGUGGUGUGUUUGUCAUAACUUCUGAGGUUGUAGAAUCUCACGCGUAAGUACUACGGUUUUCCAGGAGUAGGGAAGGGCAGAAUCAGACCUCACGGAAUUGGUAACGCGGCGAUCCCUCAAACGAGUACGAGGUACUACCAUACUGUGAUUGAACCGACGCGGCUUUGCAUCCAAAAGUGCUCGUGCUGGGGUGCGAUUAUGCAAUGAUUUGUUCGCUGACGACUAGAACCGUCGGGUGGCACUUGAUUUCGGUAGCAAUUUCAGCUUCACAGUGGUGAAAAAGUUUGCAGCCUUGCAAUGUAUUUGCAAAUCGCAUUGUCCCUCUUGCACACGCAGACUCAUUCAAGUUCACGCUCUUUGUGAGGUCGGUGGAUUUUUCCUUUGAGUACUGCGAGUAUAAUGUUCGAGUCUUUCGCUGCAGAGAUUCUAAUUAUCUCUACCUUCAAUCUGAGCUUCAGGAGAUUUUAUUUGCGCUAGUAUGUGUACCGUUUGUUACUAAUUACUACAGGAGUGAUGAGACUUCAGAACCUCGACUCUCAUGUCGUCAACUAUAUUUGUCCACUUUUAGUAGAGUGUUGCAAAUUCAUCUCCUGAAACUUUUGGAUGCCGAUUGACUUUGUUGCUUUGCUACCGCAAUGCAGGUUUACAAGAUUAUAGAAACAUGCGUAGUAUGUGGUGUUGGAAUUCUACGGUUAGUGACGAACCAUGUAACUUGCUUGGGACGAUGAACCGCCAUUUCCACAUCCAACUUGGUCAGUAGGCCUCGCUUUCCAACUUGUCGGUAGGUCGGAAAUGGCUGUGGUGAAGUAGGUUGCUUCGCUCGCGACACAUUCGACGACAGUCGUGUGUGUUUCUUUCUAACGUCUGCACAAAACUGGCCGGCUUAACGAGACCUUUAGCCAAAAUGUUAAAUUUCUGGUCGUGCUCGUAGUGCAUCAGUGUUCUUACUCGUUGGGUAUUUUUUGACGCAACGGCUCAACACGACUUAAUUAGAGGCAGCUGUAUGAGUGGAGCGCACGGAGAAGCCGAUCUAGCAACCGUUCUCGUUUAGCCCUAAUGGUAAUAUUGCUUGUUGCGGGUUCAGCCUAAUCUCUGUAAGAAUCAGAUAAUGCUGGCUCGUGAAUCUCUGGUCCUUUCGUGUUUCACUCUUGUGAGCUUAUCUGGAAGUGUCCGUUCAGAAUUUCAGGAGUGCGCCAUCUCUCAACCAUCAAUGUGCUCUCAAUAACCCUCCAUGGGACUGUGCGAAUGUGGUUUCAUAAGUAGGGAACAACUAGAGAUCUAUCGACUCUCUGGUGAUAUGAAAUGCAGGAGCUUGUUUGAAUUCGACCGAGUCGUAGGGUCGGAACAAAGAAGCAUGAAUUUGCAGAGGUGUUGGGUAUUAGUGAUAAAUUUGGGAGUUAUUUUAUUUAUUUAUUUAUUUUGCUCUAAUUCUUUUGCCCCCCUGAAAGCAUUCACCAUGCCCUCGGCUGUGCUUUUAUAAUCUCGCUUCAGGAAUAGCGAUAAAAUUGCUUAAGGUGCGUCCCAUCGCGUACCAGAAAAAGCCUUUUAGGGAGGCUGAAAUUCGCAAGUUGAUUGAGACGUUCUGAUCUAUCGUCUCUCUGGUGAUAUGAAAUGUGCUGCCUUCCAUGAGCUUGGUUGUCCUGCGCAUGAUACAAGUCGAGUCUCCUCUCUCUUUUUUGCCCUCCGAUUUUCAUAUGAGCAGUUUGGUACAACUAAAACGUUCCCUGAGGUUGAACAUUCCUUUUGUGUCCAACAAGUGACGAUUGAAGAGUGUCUUACAUGAAAGUGACAGGUCCCUGAUGGAGGUCACCAGAACUGGAACCUUCUGGAUGGUACCCUUCUAGAGGAGCUCCACUUGCUCACGAUAGGAUAUUUGUAGUUGUGAUCAAGUGAAAGAGACAGUGCAAGCUAUUGCAAAAUGUAAAAUCUGAAAAAUCUGGAAGGCAUGACCCAGUUGACGAUGCCACAUGCUUCCUACAGACCCAUAUUGAUUAGUUCUUUGGUUUUUAUAUAUAUUUUUUGUCUUCUGGAUUGACGUGGAGCUAGAUACUAUGCCUGGCAGACACACAGCGGAGUUGUUCAAGCCGGAGCUUGUUGUGGAUUCAUCUUCAUUGAAUUGAAGCCCGAAGGAGCUGGAUUCUCACAUGAUUCUUAGAAGAGGCUUCAAGAUAGCAAAAAGAUCCCCUGCUAUGGGAGCAAACGCGUGAAGCUGGACAGCAGCUUCGUCGUUCACGAUGGGCCCGGGCCCUUCUUGAUAGCGAUCGAGUCUUCAUCGUCACCCAGUGUCAUCAGCUCAAGAGCUCGGGAGCUUCAUGUAACUACAAGGUUCGGGACACGUCAAGAGUCGCUGCUCUGUGGUACUGCGAGUAGCUGCGAUCUAUGUCAGACGCCUGCGAGGACCCAGGCGACGUCAAACGGCCCGAUGUGGGUGGGAAUGAGCGAUCACCGGACGGGACGAACGCAGCAGCGGGUGCCGACUCAGGAGCAGACGAGCAGGAAGAUUCUAGCGAACGCGUGGAGAGUCCCACCUCGUCGAGGAGACAAGAGACGGAAGUGCGAAAGAAGGCCAAAGCUGAGGGAGACACUCGGCACCCUAUCUACCGCGGGGUGCGGAAACGGCCCUGGGGCAUCUGGGUAACUGAAAUUCGUCGCCCCAAGAAGAAGUCCCGCAUCUGGUUGGGCAGCUUUGCCACAGCGGAGAUGGCAGCGAGGGCCUAUGAUUGCGCUUUGGCUUUAAGGGGAAACGGAGCGCUUCUCAACUUCCCCAAGCUAGCGCAUUCUCUUCCCAGACUCGCCGACCUUAGUGACAAGUCCAUUCAAGCGGCAGCUACACUUGCAGCAAACAACUUCACACAUCGAGGUGAGGGAAACAAAUCUUUGGAUCAGCUCCUAACUUCAACUUCGCAGUUACCCGCCAGCUCUCCCACAUCGAAGCCGGACGCAGAUUAUCAGCAUUACGAACAGUGCCAUGGCUCAAGGCAAGCGUCCAAGAGCACAUCACUAAGAACACGAACAUCUCCCCAAAGUCCUUAUGAAUCGUCUCCGAAUGGAAGCAAGAGUUCGUCUACUCAGGCCCAGCCACAGAGGAGAGAGGACUCUAGCUCAGCUCCGCACUUACCUGCAACUUUAACGGGCAACAACCAGAGGAUCAUUACGGACUCCUCGGCUGGCGGCACAAGUAGACGUGACAACGUGGAUUACAGUAGCAGUAGGGAUCACUCAAUGGAGAAUUUUCAACAUCAAGUGGCGGGGGAUAACCUUCCUGGUUCCUGUAGCGUACAGCAGCCAAUGUACGUUGAUUCUGAUGAUAUGUUUGCAAUCGGGUUGACGAGCUUGUGCGAUGCAAUGUGCAUCCCCCCUCCUGAUUCUGAGCACGCCACCGAAACUGACGGCGAGGAGGGGUCCAACACUUGGGAGCCACAUCUUUGGAGUUAUUAACCCCCCUAUCAUUUUCUCAUUCUCUACACUCCCUGCAAUGUUUAUACCCAUUCAACGUGAACAUCCAUUUAGAAAUUGUUCCCACAACGACUCAGUGCCUCUCUGAUCAUUGCCGUUGGGUUCUAUUUCGUUGGUGUCAGAUCCUUCCUAACUGUGAAGGACUAGUAGGCCGUUACUUGUUCACCCUCCUGUUUGCUUAUGUCAUGAAUGCAGUGUGCUGCAGCAUUAAGUUCUCAGUUUAACGGCGAUCUGAAGGUUUUAAUGAAUGAUACAUGCUAUGAGCUGAUCACGUCCCAAUUCAGAAUCA
Molecule: messenger RNA, 4647 nt
Organism: Physcomitrium patens
Lineage: Eukaryota; Viridiplantae; Streptophyta; Bryopsida; Funariales; Funariaceae
Biological process (GO): regulation of DNA-templated transcription
Molecular function (GO): DNA binding; DNA-binding transcription factor activity
Source: RefSeq, a predicted model, not a curated record